UGGAAGACGAAGCAACGCAAACGCAGUUAUUUGCGUCUCUCUCACACCAGAGGACGUCGAAUGGGACAAGGGAGACAGAAGAUAUUUCUGAUCGAUAUCACCAUGCUGACGCCAUGCGAUGUUUGCGGCAAGAAAGCGGAGCGGAGAAAUCUCGCCAUCCACAUGAGAACCCACACGGGAGAAAAGCCAUUCGAGUGCACUGUGUGUAGUAAGAAAUUUUCGCAAAGCGGUCAUCUGGAAAUACAUGUUCGCAUUCACACAGGAGAAAAACCCUAUGAAUGUACCGUGUGCUGCAAGAGAUUUUCAGAUAAAAGUGCCCUGGUCAUCCACAGCCGGACCCACACCGGAGAGAAGCCUUACGGGUGUAACGUGUGCGACUACAGGAGCGCCACGAGUGGAAGUCUCAAGGUACACCUCCGCACCCACACCGGGGAGAGGCCCUUCGGGUGUACGGUCUGCGACAAGAAAUUCAGGGAUAGUGGAAACCUGAGCAAACACCUCAGAACCCACACUGUAGAUGAGACCUAUGCGUGCUCUGUGUGCAACAAAAAACAUAGUAACAGUGCGAAUUUGCGGGUUCAUCUUCGAACACACACGGGAGAAAAGCCGUUUCAAUGUGAUAUCUGCAGCAAGAGUUUUUUAACUGGAUCACAUCUCCGAGUACAUGGACGUUCUCACACUGGAGAGAAGCCUUAUGCGUGUACAUUGUGCGACAAGAAAUUCUCGGUACUUAGCAGUCUGAAAACGCACAAUCGUAUCCACACAGGGCAGAGACCAUUCGAGUGUGACUUGUGCAACAAGAAGUUUUCAGCCAGUUGUCAUCUGCGCGCACACCGCCUUACCCACACCGGUGAAAAGGCCUUUGAGUGUACGCUCUGCGACUUCAGGUGCACCACGAGUGGAAAUCUCAAGUUACACCUCCGCAGCCACGCGGGUGAGAAGCCUUAUGAGUGUGCGUUCUGCGACAAGAAGUUUGCGCAUUCUAGCGGUCUGCGUUCUCACCUUCGCGUUCAUCCGGGAAAACGGCAUGAUGAAUUUGAAUGCUCUGUGUGCAAGAAGAAAUUCGGAGAAAAGGGAAAACUUAAAAUUCAUCUCCGAACCCACACGGGCGAGAAGCCGUUCGAGUGUGUCGUGUGCAAUAAGGCAUUUGUAGCUAGUGCACGACUUACAGCUCAU
This is a messenger RNA of Frankliniella occidentalis (western flower thrips), 1176 nucleotides long. RefSeq names its product zinc finger protein ZFP2-like. The record is from RefSeq and is a predicted model, not a curated record. The transcript is spliced from 2 exons. The annotation marks the transcript as partial. NCBI's taxonomy places the organism in Eukaryota, Metazoa, Arthropoda, Insecta, Thysanoptera, Thripidae.